AUCGGACCGUUUCCCUGCCGCAUCCAUUUUUGUGCAUUCAAGAAGUCUCUUGGAGUUAGCAGCAGCAGCGGCAGCAGCAGGAGGGAAUCGCGGGGAAGUCCGCCGACAACCGCAAUAAGGAUCGCGGCAGCGGCGGCAGCAGCAGCAGCAGCAGCCAUGGGUUAGACUACAUUCACCAUGAUUGCGAAAUAAAAGCAUCCACACCUGAAGAUGUCAGCUUUGGGGGCCCCUGCGGCUCCCGCUCCGCCGGACCUGAGCCACCUCACCGAGGAGGAGAGGAGGAUCAUCCUCUCGGUCAUGGAGCGGCAGAAGAAAGAGGAGGAGAAAGAGCAGUCCAUGCUGAAGGAACCUCCUAAAGAAGACACAAAGCCUCAGUCAGCUCAGUGGAAUCCUUUCAGUGGAAUCACUGAGCUGGUUAGUAAUGUCCUUCAGCCCCAGUCAAAGUCCCCCAGUGAGGAGCAGCCCAAGCCGAAGCUGCACCAGCAGUUUGAGAUGUACAAGGACCAGGUGAAGAAGAUCGGAGAGGAGGCUCCGAAGAACCCGGAGCAGAAGGGAGACUCGCCCACCUGUGGGAUCUGCCACAAAACCAAGUUUGCCGAUGGCUGCGGCCACGUCUGUUCUUAUUGCCAAACCAAGUUCUGCGCGCGCUGUGGAGGACGCGUCUCCCUCCGCUCCAACAAAGUAAUGUGGGUAUGCAACCUGUGCCGAAAACAACAAGAAAUCCUCACCAAGUCGGUAGCGUGGUUCUACAGCAGUCCUGAGGGCUCCAGAUCAGGGCCCCAAGCCAAAAUAAGGGGAGGCCCAGUCGGAGCAAACCAGGACCCUCUCAGAAACGGUUCAGGGAUCCCAGGCAGAAACAGAAGCCCAUCAGCAUCCAGGGACCCCAACGCGGCAUAUAACCGAAGGGAGGGGGAAGGAGGACUGCAGUAUGCCCCGGCUGAAGGAGGCAUGCCCCGCUCUCCGUCCGACUACGGACGUGACCCUGGCCAUUCGCCGAGGAGUUCAAGUAUGUACAAUGAGGUGGGCGGUUAUCAAGACAGCCAAGGACGUUGGCACUCGCAAGGCCAGCGUUUGGACGGCCAGCUAGAGGACUAUGAACUCCAAAGACGCCGUGAGGAGGAAUACCAGGCCCGAUACCGCAGCGACCCCAACCUGGCGCGCUACUCAGUCAAACCCCAGCCCUACGAGGAGCAGAUGCGCAUACAUGCCCAGGUGUCACGGGCUCGGCACGAGCGGCGUCAUAGUGACGUCUCGCUCGCCUAUACAGAACUUGACGAGCCUCUGCAUGGGCCCGGUGGGCGGCAGUCGCGCCUCCCUCUGUUGGGAGGCCCAAGUCAACGCUCGUACUCCAUGGACAGGAGCUCACCGGGACAUCGGAUGUCGAAUCAUAGCCCACCAACACCACACCGCAGCCCCGUGCUGGGCGAUAGCCGGCGAGGACUGGUGGAGCCAACGAGGAAACCCAUACCCCAACAGCACCACUUGGACCCUAGCUCAGCCAUGCGCAGGAACAGUCGGGACAAAAUGGAUAGCAUGCUACGAAACGAUUCUCUAAGCUCGGACCAAUCCGAGUCGGUUCGGCCUCCUCCACCUCGACCGCACCGCAGCAAACGCCUUGGCAAGCUCAGAACCAUGGGCAGCUUCAGCAGCUCAGAAGAGGAGCUGGCAACCACGCCAGAAUACACCAGCUGUGAGGAUGUGGAGCUGGAGAGUGAGUCCUUCAGCGAAAAAGGAGAUAUGGAUGGUCACUGGUGGGACCAUGCAUCUUGGCAUAGCGAGGCCUCCUCAAUGUCUAUGCACCCGGUGACAUGGCAACCAUCCAAAGAUGGAGAGCGCCUAAUAGGGCGGAUAGUGCUAAACAAGCGGAUGAAAGAUGGCACGGUGCCCAGAGACACGGGGACACUGCUGGGCCUCAAGGUCGUGGGAGGGAAGAUGACAGAGUCUGGCAGACUUUGUGCUUUCAUUACAAAGGUGAAGAGAGGAAGUCUAGCAGACACUGUCGGCCAUCUCCGACCAGGUGAUCAGGUCCUGGAGUGGAACGGGAGGGUCUUACAGGGAGCCACAUUCAAGGAAGUUUACAAUAUCAUUCUAGAAUCCAAGCCAGAGCCGCAGGCGGAGCUGGUGGUCUCGCGGCCCAUCGGAGAUGUCCCUAGAAUACCAGAGAGCACACAUGGACAACUUGAAUCAAGUUCAAGUUCUUUUGAAUCCCAAAAGAUGGGCCCGUCCAUCUCUGUCACGUCCCCCAUGAGUCCUGGCAUGCUCCGGGACAACCCUCAGUAUCUGUCCGGACAGCUCUCAAGUCCAUGCCUUAGUAGAAGAACCACGCCUUUUGUCCCUAGGGUCCAGGUCAAGCUGUGGUACGAUAAAGUAGGACAUCAGCUCAUCGUCACUGUCCUGGGCGCCAAAGACCUGCUUUCACGAGAAGACGGGCGACCUAGGAAUCCAUACGUCAAAAUCUACUUCCUCCCCGACAGAAGCGAUAAAAGCAAGAGGAGAACGAAAACAGUGAAGAAAUCUCUGGAGCCCAAGUGGAACCAGACGUUCAUGUACUCGCCGGUGCACAGACGAGAGUUCAGGGAGCGCAUGCUGGAGAUCACGCUGUGGGACCAGGCCAGAGUCCGAGAGGAGGAGAGCGAGUUCCUGGGAGAGAUUCUGAUCGAGCUGGAGACGGCGCUGCUGGACGAUCAGCCUCACUGGUAUAAGCUCCAAACACACGACCAGUCCUCGAUGCCGCUGCCGAACCCCUCGCCCUGCAUGCAGAGACGCCUCCUGCACGGAGAGAGCCCCACACGCAGGUUACAGAACAAGGGCCCAUAUUUUUACAACUCAGGGUCACAGAGAAUCAGUGACAGCGAGUUCUCUGAUUACGACUGUGAAGACGGGAUUGGUGUUAUCUCAGAUAACCGGCACAAUGGCAGGGAUUUCCAGAGCUCCACUCUGUCUGUCCCUGAGCAGGUGAUGUCGUCCAAUCACUGUUCCCGAUCAGACAUGACCCGCACACGCUCGCGCUCACCCAGCGUCCCUCCACCACAAAGUCGAAGUUUAGACCACGGUGUGAGAGGAGGACCCUCGCUUUACGGCCCCCGACAUCGCCUGUCUGAGGACAGAUACUCACCAGACAGCCAGUAUCUUACCCUCCCUCCUCGAACCAGACACAGACAGCCAAGCGUCGACCCCGCUAUCCAGGACCCCAGUAUGUACCCCCUCUAUCGGGAGGACGCGGUCAGGUUACUGCGCUCCACUAGGAUGGCCCGUGCAUACUCAGACGUGGCUUACAAUAGCAUGGACAGGAGGAUGAGGAGAGAUAGACAAAUGUCUGCCUACAGUGACUCGUAUGAAUCUCCUGAGAGAUAUUACAAUGGGCCCAAUCAUGUAUCUACUCCAUGGCCCAAUCAUGUCAUGAAUGGAAACGGUGGAGACUACAGGACGUGCCCCAGGAUAGAAAUUGAGGCUUCUACAGAUGCAGAAAGAGAGGACAAUAUCCCAGAGUUCCCAGCUAACCAUGAACACUAUGAGGAAGAUCUGAGGUAUAGCCGCAGCAUGGUGGACAGGCAUGAGCAUUACAGGUCCAGGUCAGCUGACCAGCGGCCCAUGAUGGAGCGACCGGUCUAUACGCGCUCCCGCUCGUCCGAGCGGCCCGACUCCGGCUACAUGAGAUCCAUGCCGUCCUUACCGUCAGGGAGAUCCGCCCCUCCCUCUCCUGCCUUAACGAGGGCAAACAUCCGCACCGGAUCGGUCCAAACAAGUCCCACCAGCACGCCACUAUCGAGUCGGAGAGGUCGGCAGCUACCGCAAGUCCCACCGAAGGGCUCUGUGGACAGAACUCAUAUGGGGAUGGAGUCUCCUGUCCCGGGCCCUGCUGCCACCCAUGCCCCCUUACCUCCUCCUACACAUGCUCCUCCACCUCCUGCACACACCCAUCCACCUUCUUCAGUUGCCACUCCCCCACCCACACAUGCCCCUCCCCCUCCAGCUCCUGCUCCCGCCCCUCCUCCUCCUGCUGCUCCAUCAUCAUCCUCACCGCUCGUCUCGCAGGCUUCUGAGCCAGAAUCCCAGGAAAAGCCUGUAGCUCCCCCAGCUGUCAAUGGGAGGAAAGAGGUGACAUGGGAGGACCAGCAGAAGAAAGCUCUUGCUGUAGUGUCAGAGUCAACAGUGUCAGAGAAUGGAGAUGCAGGCACUUUGAAGGAUCCAUCAAGGCGUGGGAUGGACAGUCUCUCCAUGAGGUCGUCGGACAGUGAUGUAAGCGACGUGUCCGCUAUGUCGAGCGCAUCUCGGCUUAGCAGCACGAGCUACAUAUCUGUCCAGUCAGAAAGGGUGCGAGCGAGCCGCAGGAUCAGCCGUGCGGAGGCUCUUCAGAGUCAGGGAGAGGAGGGCGCUGUCUCUGUGGAAGAGCAGGUGGAAGCCAAUACAGCGAGUGCACAGGGGGUGGGGCAUGAUGGGGAGGUGGGUGGGGCUACUGUCAACCCAGAGCAAGAGGAAGAAGAGGAGGAACCUGAGAGGGCUCAGACGGCCACCCCGGGCUCCAACAUCACCAAGAGCUCCAGUGUGGGUGGAGACAUGUGCUCGCUGGGCAGGAACGACGACGAGGACGACGACAAGAAGAGGCGCUCCAGCUUCGGAGCCAAGAUGGCCGCCAUGGUGGGACUGGGGAAGAAGAGUCAAAGCACCUCCCAGCUGGACCCGGCGGAGGAGGGUAAGAAGAAGAAGCCGGUGCGUCUGGCGAUCCAGCGGAGUGUAGAGACUGGUUUAGCAGUCGAGAUGAAGAGCAGGAUGACACGGCAGCCCAGCCGAGAGACCACAGAAGACAGUGAAAUGGCAAAACCUGGAAAUCUAAUCUUCCCUGGAGUGAAGAUCUCUUCAGACAGCCAGUUCACUGAGUUUUUGGAUGGUCUUGGCCCCGCCCAGCUCGCAGGGAGACAGACACUGGCCACGCCCCCAAUGGGUGACAUCCAGAUCGGUAUGGUACACAGGAAGGAGAGGCUGGAUGUUGAAGUUAUUCGGGCUCGAGGCCUGGUGGGCAAACCAGGGAACAAACAGACGCCAGCACCUUAUGUAAAAGUAUAUCUGCUGGACAAUGGGAAGUGCAUCAACAAAAAGAAAACACGGACAGCGAGAAAAACACUGGAUCCUCUUUAUCAACAGCAACUUCAGUUUGAGGAGAAUCCUGAGGGGAAGGUUUUACAGAUCAUUGUUUGGGGGGACUAUGGACGCAUGGACCACAAAUCCUUCAUGGGAGCCGCCCAGAUCCUGUUAGACGAUUUAGAGCUGACCAACAUGGUGAUUGGCUGGUACAAGCUCUUCCCUCCCACCUCAUUAGUGGACCCAACCUUGGCACCUUUAAGUAGUAAACCUCCAGAUUCAAGCCUGGACAGAUCCAACGUUCGGUCGUAGCGGCAUGAGAAGGUGAGCGGUAGAGAGCGGCGUGAGUAGCUCCAGCUACAAACAGAGAGGAGACGGGUCACGUCCUGAUUACACUGCAUGCUUGAUGUUGUGUCCUCUGAGCCCGUGCGACAAGAGGCUAAGAAAAGGCCUGUGUCCUUCUGCCAAAAAAAAAUAAACGAAAAGAAAACGUAUGCUGCUGUCACACGCAGGGAAAGAAAGUCUCUCCGUUCAGCUGAAGAGAUGCAGCCAAGGAUUCGGCGGAGUCUGACUCUUAACCGUAGGACGUUAAGAGUGCUGAUUUCCACCGGAAAAGGAAGACGCCGUUUUACUCUGGCUGCUUCCUCUCUGUUGUAUUCAAAGAGAUGUCAGUGUUUCUUACCUACAGUAGAACUUGAAGCAUUGUAGCCAUUACUGUAAGCCAAGCUGUCAAAAGAAGAUCCAUAAAGAGAGAAGUGCUUGGCUAAGAUGGGACAGGAAAGGGAAAGGGUAACCUCAGAGACAUGGCGUUCUCAUGGGAAUUACCCUACAUCAAGCCAGAUCUCCACUGGAUUGAUUUUCAAAGUUCGGUGAUGAGGAAAUGGAUAUGGCCAGAGUUCCUGUUUGAUUCGGGGGGGGAUUAAUGAAAUAAAUAAUGGACUUUUUUUUUGUGCUCCGGUAUGAUGUUCUCUUUGUUGAUGUACUGUAUGAAAUUUAUGAGAUUAUUUUUUUUUUCUUUUUUUUUUUGCAUGGAUGCAGAGUUGUUUAAAAAAAUCUGAAGUUUAUUUUCCUCAAGACUUGCAAAAAAAAGAAAAAAAAAGAGAGGAAGAAACUUAUUUAAGGAUGACCAGAUCAGCCAUUUUCAACAAUUUGUAUUAUUUUUAAUAUGAGAUUCUCUAGUGCAUGAUUUUCAAAGGGACUGAAUGCAAAAUGAUAACGAUGUGAUUGUCAUCCUUUAGAAUGUUUUUCUGUAUUUUUACAGAUCUCGGUUACAGGUGUGGCCUGAUGAGACUUUGUAUCUCAUAUUAUUAACAGAAAAAAAGCAAGGGAUCGUCAAGGAAAACAAUAAAUGUACAAUAUUGAUUUCGAUAUAAAAACGAACAUGAAAAUUGUACAUUUCUCCCUUCAAAUGCAGCCAUAAUUCUGUGUUCAUGUGGAGACAGAGCUGUAGAUUAUGGGUCUGUCAUGAUACCACUGUUCUGUUACAAUAGAAUGGCUCAUUCAUUCAAAGCAAGCAUGUUGAAAAGGGUCUGCAACAUGGAUUGAGCACACCUCUGAGUAAUACAGCAUGUUUUGAUAGAGACAUCUGGGAAUUUUUCGCAGUUUUGUGUACAGUGCAUGUGGACCAGAGGCUUGGCCGUCCCCUGAUCUAGUGUCGUCCACAGAUUCAGGUCGGGGUCAAGGUUUUGUGGCCGACGGUUCAGACAUUUAACGCAACAUUCCACCUCUUGGCACUCAUCUUUUCUUGACGUUUUGAAAAGAAAAAAAGGAAAAGAAAAUCAAACAGACAAAAGAAAUCUAAAAAACAAGAGGGAAAAAGUUAAGAAAAUUUAUAUUUAUUCAAGUUUGACUUGAAAAAAUGUUGCAAGUAUAUUUUAUUUUAUUAUUGUUAUAAAGAAAAUGUUAUAAAAACGGAUCCCAUUGGAUGGUGCUGUACGCAGUCUCUGAACUCGGAGAGGACUGGACAAUGUUCAUUCUCGUUGUGUUGGUCAAUGCAACAAGACACUGGUUGUCGAAUUAGGAGCGAGUCACAGUUUGUGGAUAUGGGGAAAAUUGCCACACAAUAUGAAUUUUUAAUUGUUUCUUGUUUUGAGAGAAUAAA
Molecule: messenger RNA, 7180 nt
Organism: Sinocyclocheilus anshuiensis
Lineage: Eukaryota; Metazoa; Chordata; Actinopteri; Cypriniformes; Cyprinidae
Product: regulating synaptic membrane exocytosis protein 2-like
Exons: 42
Coding region: 211-5391 (1726 amino acids)
Biological process (GO): intracellular protein transport; regulation of membrane potential; regulation of synaptic vesicle exocytosis
Cellular component (GO): presynaptic membrane; cytoskeleton of presynaptic active zone
Molecular function (GO): small GTPase binding; transmembrane transporter binding
Source: RefSeq, a predicted model, not a curated record